AUGAAUCCACAUGAGCAUGGCGAUAUCGAAAUUCUCGUUAAAGAACAUCGAUUUCUUGUUUCCUCUUCAAUCAUGUCAGAAACAUCACCAGAGUUCGAGAAGCUCUUCACACAACACGCGUCGCCACGUGAGAGAAUCGAGCUGCCAGAUGAAGAUCCCGUGGCGUUCCAUCUAAUCUGCCAGUCGGCUCAUGGCUGCUUUAUCCCAAAUGCUCACAUAUCACUGGAAACGCUUCUCAAGAUGGCUGAUACUGUGCAACGGUACAAGAUCCCUUCUACGUCCCGUGUGCACCACACUGUAGCGUUCGGUUUUCUUGUGCGAACUUUAAGACCAGACACGCUAUCUACUGCCCAACUUCUGAUACUUCUUCACAUCGCGAAAGUUCUGGGUUCUGAAAAAUACGAGCAAUUCCUCCAAGACGUUUUCCUCCAUUGCCCGCUUCGACUGGAAGCAUUGAGCGCCGAGCCGCCUGCUGACAUUCUAGACAAAAAUUGUGUUAUAGUCUUGGCAAAUUUGAUGCUAAGGGUUGCUGCGUGCCGCGCAGAAGUGUCAAGUACGUUGUUGAGUGCAGGUGGAAACGAUGGAGCUUUCUAUGCUCAUCAAAAAAGUGACUUGGCUGUUUGGGUACUGGAAGAGAGCCCUAGCCUGAAGGAAAUAGAUGCUCGCAUCCAAAAUCUGAAGCGUUCCGUGGAUCUUCAGAGGGAUCAGCUCCAUGACGCCGGCGGAGCGAUCAGAGAAGCCACUGCAGAUAUCAACCGUUAUAUUCGCGCUACCAUUGAAGAUGGUCCAGGGCCGGAGGAAAUUCACACAAGAGAGAUUGUGAACCUAGACACUGGCCAUGAUGUCAAGCGAUUAGAAGUUCAGAUUGCGGAGGACCGGCGUGGGUCAAGGAACUCGGUCGAUGCUGAUGAUCUGCAUUUAGACGAUACUUCAUCUCAUGGCACAGCUUUUGAGGACAUCGAGGCUUACAGCGAACCUACAGGAAUCACUCUGGAUGGUUAUCUGGAUCAUGAGGACGCUGAGUCCGUGGCUUCUGCUCGGACAAUAUAG
This is a messenger RNA of Exserohilum turcica Et28A, 1050 nucleotides long. RefSeq lists its product as uncharacterized. Bases 1 to 1050 code for a protein of 349 amino acids. Gene Ontology annotation, molecular function: protein binding. Lineage: Eukaryota; Fungi; Ascomycota; Dothideomycetes; Pleosporales; Pleosporaceae. The transcript is spliced from 2 exons. The record is from RefSeq and is a predicted model, not a curated record.